Camelus dromedarius (Arabian camel) is the source of this 1378-nucleotide messenger RNA. RefSeq names its product 5-hydroxytryptamine receptor 3C (gene HTR3C). Gene Ontology annotation, molecular function: serotonin-gated monoatomic cation channel activity; acetylcholine-gated monoatomic cation-selective channel activity. Lineage: Eukaryota; Metazoa; Chordata; Mammalia; Artiodactyla; Camelidae. Gene Ontology annotation, biological process: regulation of membrane potential; monoatomic ion transmembrane transport; chemical synaptic transmission. The record is from RefSeq and is a predicted model, not a curated record. Gene Ontology annotation, cellular component: neuron projection; plasma membrane; synapse.
AUGGAAGGGGGGUGGCCCUGGGGGGGAUUUCUCCUCUGCCUCACUGUCAGCCUUCUGCUUCAAGGAACAGGAGACACUUUCACCAUCAACUGCUCAGGCUUUGACCAGCAUGGGGUGGAUCCUGCCACCUUCCAAGCAGUGUUUGACAGAAAGGCUUUCCGUCCAGUCACCAACCUCAGCCUCCCGACUCAAGUCAACAUCUCCUUCACCCUGUCUGCCAUCCUGGAAGUGGACAUACACCGCCAGCUUCUGACAUCAUUCCUGUGGAUUACUAUGACAUGGGACAAUCCUUUCAUCAGCUGGAACCCAGAAGAGUGUGUUGGCAGCCAUAAGGUCACCGUGUUAGCUGAGAACCUGUGGCUCCCAGACAUCCUCAUCAUGGAAUCCAUGGAUGUGGAUGGGGCACCUGCAGGUCUCAUCGCAUAUGUCAGCAGCGGAGGUCAAAUACAGUACGACAGGCCCGUGAAGGUGACAAGCAUCUGUAACCUGGACAUCUUCUACUUCCCUUUUGACCAACAGAACUGCACGCUCAGCUUCAGGUCCUUCCUCUACACAGUGGACAGCAUGCUCCUGGGCAUGGCCCAGGAACUGUGGAUGAUAACAGACAUGUCUCGUAACGUCAUUCAGACCCAGGGGGAGUGGGAGCUCCUGGACAUCAAAAAGGCUACCCUCAAGAUGUUGAUGGGCAGAAGUCUAUAUGACCAGAUCACGUUCUAUGUGGCCAUCAGGCGCAGGCCCAGACUCUACGUCAUCAACCUUCUGGUGCCCAGUAGUUUUCUGAUGGCCAUUGACUCCCUCAGCUUCUUCCUGCCAGCAGAAAGCGAGAACCGUGCCCCAUUCAAGAUAACCCUUCUGCUGGGCUACAACAUCUUCCUGCUCAUGAUGAAUGACUUACUCCCGGCCAGUGGCACCCCACUCAUCAGUGUCUACUUUGCCCUGUGUCUGUCGCUGAUGGUGGUCAGCCUGCUGGAGACCAUCUUCAUCACCUACCUGCUGCACCUGGCCACCACCCAGCCCCCACCCAUGCCUCACUGGCUCCAUUCCCUACUUCUGCGCUGCACCAGCCCAAGGAAGUGCUGCCCUGCUGGGCCCCAGAAGGGAAACACCGGCCUGGGCCUCAGCCCCGCCCACCUGCCUGGUGUGAAGGAGCCCGUGGAGUUGGUGGGGAAGGUGCCAGGUCCGAAAGAGGCAGAGUUAAAUGGGUGCCCUGGGUCAACGAGGGCCCAGCAGGAAGACGAGGCUCAGAAGCAGCACUUGGUCAGCCCGUGGGUGCAGUUCAGCCGCGUGAUGGACCUGCUCUUCCACCUCUACCUGCUCUUCAUGGCCACCUCCAUGACUACUGUCAUCAUCCUCUGGAACACCUAGACAGACAUCCACA